Messenger RNA from Aspergillus niger, 1851 nucleotides. RefSeq lists its product as hypothetical. The coding region runs from base 1 to 1851 and encodes 616 amino acids. The transcript has 4 exons. NCBI's taxonomy places the organism in Eukaryota, Fungi, Ascomycota, Eurotiomycetes, Eurotiales, Aspergillaceae. The record is from RefSeq and is a predicted model, not a curated record.
AUGGCGCCUCAGCAUCACUACGCGCUGGCGGACCAAGGAGAGCCGGAAGUAGAGACAGUACCGGAGAAGAAUGCGAAUACAACUGCCAAUGCACAUUCGGAGGCUGCUGCACCCCAAAAUGAGGAAGAAUUCUCCGAUGAACCUCCAGCAACCCCUUCGUCGGUCGCAUCCACACUCGAGAAGGGUACAUCCAGCACGUCCCACUGGACUAUUGGCUGGAUGACUCCAAGUUCCAUCAUUACUUGUUUUCUCUUAGCGGCCUCUGUGGCAUCCAUGCAUCUCGGUCUCUUUCAUUGGUUGGACCAGCGUGAAGUCGACAAGACCAUCAAGCAGCCAUAUGUGACAGCCCUGUCAGUUGUAUUUGUGAACGUAUUCCGAACAUUCCUGGCCGCCGCGUUGGGCAUGUCUUUUAUCCAGAUGCUAUGGAAGGACCUGCGCGCCCGUCCGAUGCGCAUCGGCGACAUUGACUCCUUCCUCUCGGUGUUGACGAACCCCCUCUAUCUCGGAAAUGUAAAGCUUCUCGCGGUGGCUCCUAUUCCAUUCGUUUGCGCCUUGAUAUGUUGGUGUAUCCCUAUCGCCAUGAUCUUCCCAGCGGGUGCCCUGACCGUCGAGUCCAAGUCGCUCCAUAUCCUGAAGAAUCAGUCAGUUCCGACAUUUGACCCAGCCUUUAUGGGAAAUGGCACAUUUGGUGGCAUGAUGGCUGAAGCACUGUGGCAGCCCGAUUCUUACGAUGCCUAUGACGGACCUACCUAUAAGCUUACCCGCGUUGCAAGACAGGCCAUGAUGGCCGGGCACUAUCUUCCAUCCUCGUCUCCGUGCGCUACCGAUUGCUCCUACACUAUAAGCAUACCAGGCCCCAGCUUCGAGUGCCGCAACUACUCCUCUCCAGAUCUUUACAGCUGGGUCAACCGGUCCUACCCGCAGACGCACUCGUGGGGGUAUCUCUACAUCGCGUCGCGGGAUAAUGCUGCCCGCAGCAACCGCUCGGAAUAUGCUUUUGACUUCGGUUUGCGCUGGAUGCGGGACGGCGGAUAUCAGAAUCUCACCUGCCGAGCAUACGAGUCGAACUACAACCUGCACAUCACCUACACGGGGAGCCAGCAACACGUCACCACGGAGGUUAACACAAUUCGCCAAUUAAACAGCUCGUAUAUUUACGACAAUGGUGGCAUAUAUCCUCGGACUGGGUCUCUGGACGCGCGAAUCAAUACAACCACGAUGGGAGAAACCGGAGGCAACGUUAUCGACAUCUUCCGCCGGGCGAACCUAGCCGCUGUCCAAGACACAGUUGUGUACGCACUCUCAGGAUAUAUUGACAUGCUCAUCCUCCACAGCCAGCCAUCAGCCAACACCAUCAUCUCCCUGACAGAACUAUCCUCCGGUCCUGCAAGCACACCAAGCUUCAACAUUACGAGCGCGUCAAUGCAAGACCUACUACAAAACAUUACAAUCUCCCUUCUGACUAUGAAUCAAACCACCACUGAGGUUACCGUUAUGAACAAUGUGACCGUGAACGUAUACUCCUUUAGCCGACCGGCACGCCUGAUCGCCGCGUACUUUGCGUGUCUUGGAUCUGCGCUGGCGUUUAUACUCUUUGGUGGACAUGCACUAAUCAGCAACGGAAUAUCUGCAAGCAUGACCGGCAUGUUUCAGACUUUGUGCACCACUCGUGCCAGUGCACGGCUGGACGAUCUGGCGGCUAAGGGGUGCUUGGGAGGUCGAGAGAAUGUCCCGGAUGAGUUGAGGAAUUUGAAGGUCAUGUUCGGAGAAAUCCAAGGGAAGGAUGGCGUACGCAUGGCAGGGCUGGGUUCUGUGGAUGAGGUUAUUCCGUUGAAGAGGGGUUCGAUAUGA